AUUGUAGUACCUUUGAAACCUCUUUCUGUACUUAACACUUCUGAAACCUCAUUCGAAUCUUCUAAUACUUAAACCUACAAAUCAAAACCACCAAAACACACACUCAAAUUCUCAUAACCCUAACACACCACCGCCAAUGGCGACUCGACGAUCCACAAACCUCCUCAAACACCUUAUCUCCACGCGCCACCACCUCACCCACCACCGCACCGUAACCUACAUGCCCCGCCCCGGAGACGGAACCCCCCGCACCGUAACCCUAAUCCCCGGCGAUGGGAUCGGCCCUCUCGUUACCGGCGCUGUUGAGCAAGUAAUGGAAGCGAUGCAUGCGCCAGUGCUCUUCGAGAAAUUCGAAGUGCAUGGCAAUAUGAAAGCGAUUCCAUCUGAAGUGAUGGAAUCGAUUAAGAAGAAUAAGGUUUGUUUGAAAGGUGGAUUAGCGACUCCGAUGGGUGGUGGUGUUAGUUCGCUUAAUUUGCAGCUGAGGAAGGAGCUUGAUCUUUAUGCUUCGCUUGUCAAUUGUUUUAAUCUGGAAGGAUUGACUACUAGGCAUGAUAAUGUUGAUAUUGUUGUUAUUAGGGAGAAUACUGAAGGGGAAUAUGCCGGUCUUGAACAUGAGGUUGUUCCCGGCGUCGUUGAGAGUCUCAAGGUAAUAACAAAGUUCUGUUCAGAGCGCAUUGCUAAAUAUGCUUUCGAGUAUGCGUAUCUAAAUAACAGAAAGAAGGUGACUGCUGUGCACAAAGCAAACAUUAUGAAGCUUGCAGAUGGUUUAUUCUUGGAAUCUUGUCGAGAGGUUGCCACAAAGUAUCCUGGAAUCAAGUAUAAUGAAAUUAUUGUAGAUAACUGUUGCAUGCAGCUUGUUUCAAAACCUGAGCAGUUUGAUGUCAUGGUUACCCCCAAUCUUUAUGGAAAUCUUGUUGCGAAUACAGCGGCAGGCAUUGCUGGAGGCACUGGUGUCAUGCCGGGAGGUAAUGUUGGGGCUGACCAUGCUGUGUUUGAACAAGGUGCUUCAGCAGGAAAUGUUGGUAAAGAAAAAGUAGUACAAGAAAAGAAAGCCAAUCCUGUGGCACUCCUCCUUUCAUCCGCAAUGAUGCUCAGACAUCUCCAGUUUCCUGUAUUUGCUGAACGAUUGGAAAGUGCUGUGAAACGAGUCAUUUUAGAGGGUAAAUACAGGACAAAGGACCUUGGAGGGACAAGCACCACCCAAGAGGUUGUUGAUGCAGUAAUAGAUGCAUUGCAGUAAUUAUAUAUUCACUUGCUCAUCUACCAAAUGAAGUUAGAGUUUGAAAUUAGUCGCUAAUUAUCGAUAAUGUGUUGCACCCUUUAAAGGUGAAAUCAUCAAAUUUUUUGUUCUGAAUAAUGUGUAUUCAACGCAUAAAAUUAUGCGAUAGAAAUUUUGAAGAGAGCUUUUGUCGGUUUGACAAGAAUCAUCUAUUACAUAAGAUAUGAACAUCAUUAAAAACUUUGAGUUGAUUGUCUCAA
Molecule: messenger RNA, 1479 nt
Organism: Medicago truncatula (barrel medic)
Lineage: Eukaryota; Viridiplantae; Streptophyta; Magnoliopsida; Fabales; Fabaceae
Product: isocitrate dehydrogenase [NAD] regulatory subunit 1, mitochondrial
Exons: 4
Coding region: 137-1240 (367 amino acids)
Biological process (GO): tricarboxylic acid cycle; isocitrate metabolic process
Cellular component (GO): mitochondrion
Molecular function (GO): isocitrate dehydrogenase (NAD+) activity
Source: RefSeq, a predicted model, not a curated record